GGCUGGGAUUGAACGAGUCUGGAUGGGCUCGGCAAGAGAACGAGGUGGUGAUGCCGGGCGCGACCGAGAUGGCUGGAGUGGAUAUGCGCCUAGAAGCAGGUGCUUAUCGGGAGCUGCAUUGGCAUGUGGCAUCGGAAUGGUCGUUGGUGUUGAACGGAUCGUGUCGGAUCGAGGCCGUCAACGAGAACGGACAAACUUUCGUCGAUGACGUGAGCGCUGGUGAUGUCUGGUUCUUCCCUCCCGGUGUUCCGCAUUCCAUCCAAGCCCUCGACUCGGGCGUCGAGUUUCUCCUCAUCUUCGAUGACGGUUCCUUCUCUGAGGAUAAUACUUUCCUCGCCACUGAAGUGUUUGCCCAUCAACCGCGCGAGGUCCUCGCCAAAAACUUCGACCUCCCCGUUGCCGCUUUCGACGACAUUCCCGAAGAUGAACUUUAUAUCUUUCCCGGAACUCCGGCACCGCAAAACAUCGAGGAGCAAAAUGUAACUGGCUCUGCAGGCGUCUUGCCCAAGUCCCAAAGCUACUCGUACCACUUCUCCGAGCAGCCCGCGCACGAAGUGCAAGGGGGAUCCGUCAAGAUCGUCGACUCCCUCACCUUCCCCAUCUCCACCAACACGGCUGCCGCGCUGGUGACAGUGCACCCAGGUGGCAUGCGUGAAAUCCAUUGGCACCCAAGCAGCGAUGAAUGGACGUUCUUCAUCAGUGGCAAGGCACGCGCGACCCUGUUCACGGCGCCCAGCACCGCCACGACGUUCGAUUACCGCCCGGGGGAUGUAGGAUACUUCCCGCAGAGCAACAGCCAUUAUAUUGAGAACACAGGAGAUGAGGAUCUGGUUUUCUUGGAGGUGUUGCAGACGGAUCAAUUCAGCGACAUCUCAUUGGGCCAGUGGAUCGGCUCCACGCCGAAGCAGAUUGUCUCGGAUACGCUGAACCUGCCACAGAGUGCGCUGGAUCGGUUGAAGACGGAGAAGAUGUAUGUGGUGGCUGGAUCAAAUGAGACGGAUAUUGCUGCCACUGCGUAGUGGCUGCUCUUCAGGGAUGUUUGAUGAUCUUUAUGAUACUGAUGACUGGACAUAUUG
Messenger RNA from Aspergillus piperis CBS 112811, 1076 nucleotides. Its product is annotated as putative oxalate decarboxylase. NCBI's taxonomy places the organism in Eukaryota, Fungi, Ascomycota, Eurotiomycetes, Eurotiales, Aspergillaceae. The coding region runs from base 69 to 1019 and encodes 316 amino acids. Gene Ontology annotation, biological process: oxalate metabolic process. The transcript has 5 exons. The record is from RefSeq and is a predicted model, not a curated record.